Molecule: messenger RNA, 1351 nt
Organism: Paramuricea clavata
Lineage: Eukaryota; Metazoa; Cnidaria; Anthozoa; Malacalcyonacea; Plexauridae
Source: the annotation of a GenBank genome assembly
GUUCUAAUGAACCGAACCUCGAAAAGGGUAUUGUGCGACAUUGUAUACCAUUCGCGGAUGAUGAGCGACAGGAAGCUCGGAAAAGACGAAAGAAGUGGAUCGAUUUCGUUCAGCGAAAGAGAUUAAAAUGGACACCUGUGACGACAUCGUCAAUAUGCUCGCAGUAUUUUAAAGAUGACUUUCAAAGGAAAUUUUUUGUCCUUGCUUCGGAAGAAAAAACCAUGAAAUAUAUGCCACGAAUGAAAAGAGACGAAAUAAGAGUCAGUGUGUGUCCAUCUGUUCACUUGUCCUCGUCGACAAAGCCAGAAGAGACGGAAAGAGAUAUUCGCCGUAAGGUGAGCUACAGUACUUCGUCCAAAAUUCCUUUGCACCUUUAAUUAAUAAACAAUUUUUUUAGAUGUAUAUAUUUAAUUUAUAUAGAUUUUUCAUGCAAAGUAUGGUGAGUCGUCAACUCAGAGUAGUGGCGAACAAGUCAAGUGACAGACCCCGAAAAUAUCGACCAGGAACACCCAGAUGUCAUGGACAUGGAAGUAUGUAUUUAACAUGAGUGCUUUAAUAUAUUCAUGGUAAAUGGGUAUAGUAACUUAAUAUUCUAAACGUAUAUUUUAAUAUAUUGUCAACUUCUAAUUUUGUUCUGCCACUGGUAAUGAGAACAGGUAAAAAGUUUUAGUAUCUUUUUAUCCUGUUCUAGAUGCCAGCUGAUAUAGAAACUGCUCCCAUUACCAUGAAAGAAGCUUGGACUCAAACUCAGUCACUACCAACAUGUACUAACUGUCAGAAACUGGAAAAUGAUAAGCGUCUUCUUCGCAACGAAUUAAUUACCAUAAAAGAAAAAUUAAAGUUACAUUUAUCUAGCCAAGCUAAUAAUCUAUGCAUGUCUUUAAUAUAUGGGAUAUACGGGGGGGUGGUUAAGGGGGACAUUUCCAGAAUGAAGUAAGUGCAUAGGGAUAUAAAAAUUGACAAUCCUAGGCUAGUACUAUAACACAUGGUAGAAGUAUUUUUUCUGUGUCAUUUUUAUUGGUUUAUGGAGAUAAGAAAAUUAACAUAUAAGUGAUUUCCAAUUAGCUGUGAAUGUCUGAAAAAUAUGGGGAAAAAAUCUUCACUAGAGUGUGUAUAACCACUGAACAUAAAAAAAUAAAAUGUGUUUGUUGUAGAUACAUCAGCCACCAUUGGUUGUGAGAGUGAAACCCAGAAAUGUGAUACUCCCAGCACUACUGCCAUUCCUUAUGUCAGCAGUAUUCCUGUCUAUAGCAGUAUUCCUGACUAUAGCAGUGUUCAAGAUGACCAUUACAUGUCUAGUAAAAAAUCAGUGGGAGAAGAUUCAUCCCAAGGAUGGUAUAAAUUACUUUAA